This is a messenger RNA of Tachyglossus aculeatus (Australian echidna), 786 nucleotides long. Its product is annotated as basic proline-rich protein-like. The transcript has 5 exons. Lineage: Eukaryota; Metazoa; Chordata; Mammalia; Monotremata; Tachyglossidae. Bases 1 to 786 code for a protein of 261 amino acids. The record is from RefSeq and is a predicted model, not a curated record.
AUGGUGGUGGGGGUGGUGACGGCAGCUGCGCUGGUGGUAAUGUUGGAGGCAAUAGUGGUGGUGGACAUUGUGGUGAUGGGGGUGGAGGAGGUGAUGGAGGCGGUGAUGGUAAUAGAGGUGGUAAUGGAGAUGAUGGUCGGGGUGGCAGUGAUGGUGGUGAUGGAGGAAGGGCUGUGCCGGGGCCAGGGGUCGAGGGGUUCUCCCCCGGGGUUCAGCCCCCGCGAGGGCGGUGCUGUCCGCACCCUCCGCCGCCCGUGUCCUGGGGACGGGGGCGGGGAGGGGGCUCUCCGGGGCCCAAGAAAAGCCUCGCCCAGGACCCCGACACCCCGACAUCCCGCGCUGCCGCUCCGGGCCCCCCGCUCCGGCCACCCUGACAACCCGCCGCUGCCGCUCCGGGCCCCCCACCCCCCGGGCCCCGGGCACCCUGACAACCCGCCGCAGCCCCCCCCUGGAGCCGGGCCCCCCGACACCUCGCCUCUGCCGCUGCCGCUGCCGCUGCCGCUGCCUCUGCGGGCGCCCGAGGUGCCCGGAGGCCCGUCCGGGUGGCCCGCCCGCCCUCCCGCCCCCGUCCCUCGAGCGCGCUGGGGCCCGGCAGCCGCCACUUACUUGCGGAGUCCGCAGCCCCGGCUCCGGAGUCCAGAGUGCGGCCACUGCCGGCCCGACGGCCCGCGCCCCGCGCCCCGCCCUCCGCACCCCCCCCCCCGCCCGCCCCCGGCGCAGAAACGGGCUCAGAGCCCCCUCCCCUGCGCUCAGCACCAGUCGGUCCGGCAGCUGUGCCAGCUAUGA